AAACAUUUGACCGCUCAAAUCAUUGAGCAUCAAAUAAUUUGCAUUGAUCAGAGGUAUUGUUUUGCACAUCUGAUGAUUUUGGCAAUAACAGAUUGAUGCAAAACUUGGUGACUAGACAUCAGUAUUUCCACUUUAGUCGAGUUGUAAUUGUGUUGUAAGAAUGCAACCCGGUUAGCCUCAGAGAUCAUUUGACCGUCUCUUGUAGAAUCAACGUCAUGCCAUUUCUUAUCAAAUAAAAAUGUUAAGCUUUAUUAAUCCACUCAAAUCCUCUGAAUUUUUUUUAUUCUGCUAUCUCGUUAUUUGUCAACUAGAGAUAGUUCAGUUAGAACCCUGAUUAGAAAACAUGCCUACAUUUGAUCUUGUACUGAAGAUCAAUUCGAGCAAAACUAAAAAAACAUCGCCAUUUCAGGGACUGUGUUAUAACUGUUAUCAUACCUUCGAUAAUAUUCGAAAGCAAGCGAUAAAAGAUCUGCCAUCGUUGUGCAAAGAUAAUAAAGAACAUACUGCCAGGAUUGCUGAUAUAUUGGCACAAUUGUUGCUGGCCCAAGACCCUUCAGAAUUAGCUGUUGUACAGAACAGUAUUAUGUCAUUGAUAAAAAGUGAUCCCAAAGGUGCAAUCAGUGGAUUCUUCAGUCAGAUUUUAAAUGGUGAUGACGGAGCCAGAGAACGCUGUAUUAAAUUUAUAGCUACUAAGCUAAAAGCUGUUGGUCACGAUAUUAUAACGAAGGAACCAGAAGAUUUGCUUAUUGCUGAGUGCAAAAAAGUAUUGCAGGAUGUCACUGCGGAUGAAUUCCACAGUAUUAUUGAAGUACUCGCUUGGACGCGAUUAGGGUCUACAGUGAGUGGCCAACAGGAAUUAAUUGAUAUAAUUGUUGACCAGGCCGAACUAUCGAUACCUUUCAAACAUACAAACGAAGAACAGUGGAGUAGACUCCUUCAAUGUAUUAAACAUGCUUUGCCCUUCUUCAGUUCCCAAGUUGAUUCGUCAAGGUUCGUGUGUUACGUUUGCGUUCAAGUUCUUCCCCACUUGUCAUUGAUAACAGGCCCAGAGGGAAGGGACCCCCAAUUGGAACUUCUCAAAUUACUUGCAGAACUAACCGCAUAUUGCGGAACUAUUGAAAAGCCUGAGGAAAAAGUUCAGCAGAUAUAUAAUGCUCUGAUUACCUACAUGCCUCUACCUCCAGAAUCUGAUUUACCUGAGCUACCUAAGCUUCAAUUCAGUCAUGUUGAAUGUUUGAUGUACACUUUCCACAAACUUGGUAAACAAAUACCAGAAUUCUUGACUCGAGAUCCUGAUCAACUAAAAGAGUUCAGGCUGAGGCUGCAAUAUUUUGCACGGGGUAUUCAAGGCUACAUAAAGAAGCUGAGGGAAGCUAUCAGUGGAAAGAGCGAAGAACAGCUGAAGUCUGAAGAAAAUCAAAUGAAAGUGGUUGCUUUAAGAACAACCAGUAAUAUCAACACCCUUAUCAAAGAUUUAUUCCACUCACCGCCCAGCUACAAAAGCAUUAUACAUCUUUCGUGGAAAACUUCUAUAGCUGAUAAAAAAACUGAAAAGUCGUCUCCGGGACAAAAAAGACACACACCAAUCACGUUUGGUAAUGAUAAUUCGCCGAGUAAACGUAUUAAGGACGACAAAGGAAGUAAACGUGAAAUCUACACCCCUCCAAGUGGCAAAUACAGCUCAAACAUAUCUUCCAAUUAUGGUAACAGAGGACGAUUCAGGGGAAAUAGAUCUGGUGGGCGUGGAGGAUACCGCUCGCGCGCACGUGGGUGGCGAAGAAAUACCUACUAAAUCUAAGUUUGAAUCUGUGCCGACCGUGAAAAAUAAGCAAUCAAUUCGCACGUCGUGUCAAAAAAUAUUUAUGCAAUAAGUAAAACUCAUCUUUACCUGAGAAGAAAAGACUUUUGGACACAGAGAAGAAAUGUGACGAUCACUAUAACCGGAAAAAUGAAUUUUAAGAAGACGUGAAACAAUUAAUUUUAUUUACUUGAUUUUCGUUCAAUCUUAAUCUGCACGAUACUCCUUAUACACAGAAACGUGUCGUGUCCAAACUGAGGCAAACCUCUCAUUCGUAAAGCAUCGUAUCGACCACUUCGAUUGACAAGUUUAUGAAAAUCAUUGACGAGAUACUCAAGGAGUUUAUUCAAAGUGGAUUGAAAGUGUUACGAAAAGUGAUUUUAAUUACCUAGAUUAUUUCUUGAAAAAAUAUUGCUGCAUCGUCAAUUAGUUUACCGUUACUCUUCUCAAGUUCGCAAUUGAAAAACGCACCUUUCGCACGUCAUCGCGCUAUUUAAUGAAAAAAGGAACUUUUUGAUGUCAUGGAGUCAUGUCUGAUGGAAAUGAACAUAAAACUGUUAUAUUUGAUUCACCAUCACGGAUGAAGAAAUCAACAUCGAGCGUAUCUAGUCACCGGAGUCACGGAUAAGCCGCGUAACAAUUAUCGUUUAUUGAGUAACCAAGCUCCUCAAGGAUUUUUAUUGCCAUAACCGUCGAACAGAGUUAGUUUCAUGAUCCGUAAUCGAUGAUCCACUGCCGCACUUUUCACUGUAGAGUUCUAGUCCGCGUCCUCUUCCCUUCACCAUUCCUCAUAUUGUGCGCUUACACAUAUUUACAGAUGCGGCGGAAGCCGGUGCAUAUACGGAGCAGCAGCUGAAAUGCAGAAUAUGCCUCAUAGCCAAAGACAUACUUGACGGAUUAUUAAACGUUCUUUCUAAUGUACUUGGCGCGAGACCCUACCAAGUCUCUUGAUACUCCGUUACAAAUGAAGCACAAAAUAUUUUCUAGCGCGUUAUGAAGAUUAUCGGAUACUGUAAAUUUGAGUUACAAGUUGUAUAGCGAUGAAAAAUUUUACAAGACUAAUUUCUUCUCGA
This is a messenger RNA of Athalia rosae (coleseed sawfly), 2871 nucleotides long. RefSeq names its product apoptosis inhibitor 5 (gene cass). Gene Ontology annotation, biological process: negative regulation of apoptotic process. The transcript is spliced from 8 exons. Bases 344 to 1792 code for a protein of 482 amino acids. NCBI's taxonomy places the organism in Eukaryota, Metazoa, Arthropoda, Insecta, Hymenoptera, Athaliidae. Gene Ontology annotation, molecular function: RNA binding. The record is from RefSeq and is a predicted model, not a curated record. Gene Ontology annotation, cellular component: nucleus.